AUGGAAAAUAAUAAUAAUAUUGAUACAAUCACAGGUUCUGUUAUAGAAGUUGAUAAGAAUGGAUCAAAUUCAAUUAGUUCAGGUACUACGGCUAAUAUACCAUUACCAGAGAUUAAACGUGUAAAUAAAAGUUUUCAAAUGAGAGCUUUGACACGAAAAACUUUAUCCUAUCAGAAACGUCAAAUGUUUACAAAUAUUUGUUGUAUUACUUUAUGUCCAUUACUUAUGGUUGCUAUUGCGGGUAUAUUAGCAAUUGUAUUUAAAGGUUUUAUUGAUAAAAAUAAUCCUCCUAUAGAACUUUUAUUAUGUUCAAAUACAAAUGCAUCAGACCAAUAUGGAUUUUACUUAACUAAUUUUAGGGAAGAGGAUCAGGAUAAUAAAUUACCAUCUGAUGAAGUUCCAAAUUCAUCGGGUAAAACUGAUUUUGUUAGCUUGGUUAAUUUCUUCUUAGCACCUGAGGGGGAAAGUUUUUUUAAUGUAAUUGGCGAUCAAGAAUUUUGUGUUUACGUAUUUGGACAUGAUUAUCCCGUAUCUUUUCCUUAUCAAAAUUAUAUUGAUCCUAGUGAUAAUAGUUUAAGAAAAGAUACUACAUUCAUUCCGGAUCCUGCCAAUGUUUGGUUCAAUUUCCAGAAUAUUACCCAAGCUUAUUAUUUAUCGAAAACUCAAUCUUUACCUUGGUUUUAUAUUCAAUCAAAUAUAGAUAUUGGUGUAAAACAAAAUCAAACUGUAGAUUAUGCUGGUGUUAGUAAUUUUAAUAUUAGUAACACUCAAAAUAGAGGUAUCAUAGGUAAUACUAAUACUAAUUAUUUUGCAAAUUAUGCAAAUGAAUCUGGAUUUAAAUUAGGUGAUUUUCAACCCGUUCCAUACUUUAUUAAUUCAUCACAAAAUGAAGACGAUGAAAAAUUUGAUGAUUUAUUAACAAAAUCUAUUCAAAAAGUUAUUAAUGAAUUAUCAUUAAUUGACAAAGCAUUAUUAUGGAAAGAUGAUGUUACGACUGAUUUGAGUAGUUUUGCAACAUAUUAUAUAACAACUUCACCAAUUAUCAAUCAAAUGCCUUGGGGUAAUAUAUUACUGAAAUCAAUUAAUACAGAAAUUAGACAAUGGAAUUAUACUUUACAAAUAGGUCAAGAUGUUCGUCUCAAUGCAGCAUCAUCUUAUCCAAGUCAAGGUAAACGUAGAUUAGCUACUCAAACUGAAUUAAGUAAUGGAUUUAUUAGAACUGCUACCGAUCUUUCAAGGGGUUAUAAUAAUGAUGUUACAAUUACACCCAUGUAUCGAUUAUUUCCUCAAAUAAAACUUAUUGUUAUUGAUUUUCCUAUUGGACCUUUGGUGGGUGGACUUUUAUAUCCAUUCGGUGUUAUAUUUAUAGUAACUGGAUUCUUUUUUAAGAUGGAAAUAUUUACAAAAACUCAACCAGGAGUUUAUAUUCUUUUAUUAUUUAUUUGGGGUCAUAUAGAAAUAGCUUUAGCAUUUUUCUUUUCUUGUUUCUUUUCAAAAUCUAGAACUGCUUUAGUGGUAUCAUUUUUAAUAGUACUUUGUGGAAUUAUAGUUAGUAUAGCUAUUACAUAUACUUCUAGACAAGCAAAAUCUGAAAUUCCGAAUGGUUAUAAUUUUUGGCCACCUUUUGCUUUUUGUAAUGCAUUGUCUGAAAUUAAUUAUCAAAGUGCUAGUAAAACCGAAGAAGCAUAUAGAAUGAGUGAUUUAAUUAUAGGAAAUCCUAAUAUGGAGUUAAUAAACCUUGAAAAAGGUAUUAAAGACAUAGAUGAAGAUGAAACUAAAUUUGAAGAUUUGGAUGUUAAAGAAGAAAGACAACGAGUUUUAGAAGAUGCUUAUGAUCCAGAUUCACCACUAAUAAUAAAGAGAAUGAGAAAAGCUUAUUCUAGUGGAAAAUUAGCUGUAAAAGAUGUUACAUUCGCAGUUGAUAGAAAUAUUAUUUUUGGACUUUUAGGUCCAAAUGGAGCAGGAAAGACAACAUUAAUUUCAAUUUUAACUGGUUUAUAUAAACCUUCAUCCGGAUCCGCUUCAAUAAAUAAAUACAAUAUUCGUACACAAAUGAAUGAAGUUUAUAGGUCAAUAGGUGUUUGUCCUCAACAUGAUAUAUUAUGGGAUGAUUUAACUGUAGUAGAACAUUUAUUAUUUUAUGCUAGAUUAAAAGGAAUUCCUGCUUCGGAUGAAAAAUUAGCUGUUCAGGUUGCUUUACAACAAGUUAGAUUAGAACCAUUUAAAAAUCGUUUAACCAAAGGGUUAAGUGGUGGUGAAAAGAGAAGAUUAUCAAUCGCUAUUUCAUUAAUUGGUAAUCCCGUCGUAAUAUUCUUGGAUGAACCUACUACUGGUUUGGAUCCGGAAGUUCGAAGAUUAAUUUGGAAUAUUAUAAAUGAAUCUAAAAAAGGUCGAACUAUUGUAUUAACCACUCAUAGUAUGGAAGAAGCUGAAGUUUUAUGUAAUAAAAUUGGUAUAAUGGCUAAAGGUACUUUAAGAUGUAUCGGUCCUCAAUUAAGAUUAAAAGAAAUUUAUGGACGUGGAUUUAAAUUAAUAAAACUUGACGCAUUUGUUACUAAUGUGUCUUACGAAUUUGUUCCUGAACCAGGAUUAAUACCAAAGCUAUUUAUAGAAAUUGAAAAAAAUAAGAAAAAAUAUGGAAUUGAUGAUUGGGAAGUAUUCUUACGAAUUAUUGGAGAAGAAGAUGCUGAAGCUGACUAA
Molecule: messenger RNA, 2700 nt
Organism: Diversispora eburnea
Lineage: Eukaryota; Fungi; Glomeromycota; Glomeromycetes; Diversisporales; Diversisporaceae
Source: the annotation of a GenBank genome assembly